UAUUUUUGAUUUUUUUGGUUACCGGCAUUUGAAAUUGAAUUUUUUUUUUUUUUUGAUUUCAAAAUUGACAUUAAAAAUGUAUGAUACUGAAUCAAAACCAUCGAAAGUACGCAUCGAAACAAGUUUAGGCACUUUUGAUGUUGAACUGUAUUGGAAUGAAGCACCUAAAACAUGUCAAAAUUUUGCCGAAUUAAGUCGCCGUGGAUAUUAUGAUGGUACAAAAUUUCAUCGUAUCAUUCCAGAUUUCAUUAUUCAAGGUGGUGAUCCAACAGCCACUGGUCGUGGUGGACAAAGUAUUUAUGGAUCAACAUUUGAAGAUGAAAUUGAUCCAUCAUUAAAACAUACUGGUGCUGGCAUAUUAAGCAUGGCAAAUGCUGGACCAAAUACAAAUGGUAGCCAGUUUUUCAUAACAUUAGCACCAGCACAACAUUUGGAUGGUAAACAUACUAUUUUUGGUCGUGUUUUUUCCAAUCUUGAUGUCGUACAAAAAUUGGGUCGUAUUCCAACCGAUAAAAAUGAUUGUCCAAUACAGAAUGUUAUGAUCAAAAAAGCCAAUAUAAUCAUCGAUGAUUGAUUAAUUUAUUUGUUUAUACUAUUCAUCAAAUUUUCCAAUUCAAACAAUAACUCAAGAUUUUAACCACAAAUAUCAUUUUUCUAUCAAUAAACAUACCUAUCAUAAAAUCUAAA
Molecule: messenger RNA, 687 nt
Organism: Dermatophagoides farinae (American house dust mite)
Lineage: Eukaryota; Metazoa; Arthropoda; Arachnida; Sarcoptiformes; Pyroglyphidae
Gene: Cypl
Product: peptidyl-prolyl cis-trans isomerase-like 1 Cypl
Biological process (GO): protein folding; protein peptidyl-prolyl isomerization
Cellular component (GO): catalytic step 2 spliceosome
Molecular function (GO): peptidyl-prolyl cis-trans isomerase activity
Source: RefSeq, a predicted model, not a curated record